CCCUCGCUCCUCGGUGCCCCAACGGGCCUUUCCGCCGCCUCGCCCCAAGGCGAUUCCGCAGGCGGGAGCUGGUGAGGUUCCCCAGGCCGAUCUUAACAUCGCACAGCUUUGCCGCGGCCGUAAAACCGAGGGGAAGAGACCGGCCGGGCUUUCCCAUCCCCUUUCCCGAGCCGACUCCGGGAGCUGGAGCGAGCAGCGCCCGACGGGCCACAGGCAUCUGCGCGUGAGGCACCGCCUGCGUGAGGAGACUGGGGGGCACUCGCUGCGGCUGUUUGCUACGGCGUUUGAUUUAGACAAAAAUGGACUGGAGUGGAAAGCACAACGGGCCCACCGAUACAACCAACGAUGGGACGGUGGUGCGGCUCCGAGGGCUGCCCUUCGGCUGUAGCAAGGAAGAGAUCGUUCAGUUUUUCCAAGGGUUGGAAAUCGUGCCAAAUGGGAUAACAUUGACGCUGGACUACCAGGGGAGAAGCACAGGGGAGGCCUUCGUGCAGUUUGCUUCAAAGGAGAUAGCAGAAAAUGCUCUGGGGAAACACAAGGAAAGAAUAGGGCACAGAUACAUUGAAAUCUUCAAAAGUAGUAAGAGUGAAAUCAGAGGAUUCUCUGACAUGCCGAGAAGAAUGAUGGGACAACAACGGCCUGGACCAUAUGAUAGACCAUUAGGAGGAAGAGGGGGUUAUUAUGGAGCUGGGCGUGGAAGUAUGUAUGACAGAAUGCGUCGAGGAGGUGGUGGAUAUGACGGUGGAUAUGGUGGCUUUGAUGAUUAUGGUGGUUAUAAUAACUAUGGCUAUGGAAAUGAUGGCUAUGAUGACCGAAUGAGAGAUGGGAGAGGCAUGGGAGGACAUGGCUAUGGAGCUGGAGAUGCAGGUUCAGGUUUCCAUGGUGGCGGUCAUUUUGUUCACAUGAGAGGACUGCCUUUUCGAGCAACAGAGAAUGAUAUUGCAAAUUUCUUCUCACCAUUGAAUCCUAUAAGAGUUCACAUCGAUAUUGGGGCAGAUGGAAGAGCCACAGGCGAGGCAGAUGUGGAAUUUGUAACACAUGAGGAUGCGGUAGCUGCUAUGUCCAAGGAUAAAAACCACAUGCAACAUCGAUACAUUGAGCUGUUUCUGAAUUCAACUGCUGGAGGUGGCUCUGGAAUGGGAGGCUAUGGCAGAGAUGGAAUGGAUCAAGGUUAUGGCUCUGUUGGUAGAAUGGGAAUGGGUAACAAUUACAGCGGCGGCUAUGGAACUCCUGAUGGCUUGGGGGGCUACAGUCGUGGCAGUGGAAAUAGUGGAGGAUACUAUGGGCAAGGCAAUAUGGGUGGAGGAGGAUGGCGUGGGAUGUAUUGAAGGAUAGCCUUGCUUCUACAAAAUACCCUGGAAGAAACAACAGUCUCUGGUCUACUAGACUUUCUUACAAAAUUUUAAUUUCUUUUGUAUUUUAAGAACUUUAUAAUGACUGAAGGAAUGUGUUUUCACAAUAUUAUUUGGUAAGCAAGAGCUUGUGAUGGGAAAAUCUGUUUUCUGUAGGUUUUAUUUGUUGCAUACUCUGACUUUAAAUAAAUUUUUAUAUUCAAACCACUGAUGUUGAUACUUUUUAUACUAGUUACUCCUAAGGAUGUAUUACAUAUUCAAGAAUACAAUUGGUUUGAGAUGUUGUACUAUGGUUCAAUAAAGGUGGUUGUACUGUAA
Centrocercus urophasianus (Greater sage-grouse) is the source of this 1670-nucleotide messenger RNA. RefSeq names its product heterogeneous nuclear ribonucleoprotein H3 (gene HNRNPH3). Gene Ontology annotation, biological process: regulation of RNA splicing. The transcript has 10 exons. The record is from RefSeq and is a predicted model, not a curated record. Gene Ontology annotation, molecular function: RNA binding. Lineage: Eukaryota; Metazoa; Chordata; Aves; Galliformes; Phasianidae. Bases 300 to 1328 code for a protein of 342 amino acids. Gene Ontology annotation, cellular component: nucleoplasm; ribonucleoprotein complex.